AUGAAUUCUUUUGCAGCUGUCAUCCAGUGGGGCGUAUUGAUUGUUAUCAUAGCUAAGCUUGAACCGAGACAUCGUCUGAUGGAGCAGUUCCAUUACUCCGAGGAGCCCUCAGAGCCUACCGAAGCCCCAGCCGAUGUACCAGAGGGAUUUGAUAGCCACUUCCACCUGGAUAGAUUGCAGGGAGUGAUGCGUAUGCGUGGAGCCAGUUUAGCCGAAAUAAAUCAGGCGACUGGUGACCCCUACCAUCGAGUAAACCUUGUGGGAGCUGUGGCUAACUUCUGUGACCCAGCUACUUACCCCUCCGAAGAUAUGGUAAGGAAACUUUACCAAGGAGUGUCUGUAACUAUCGGUCUGCAUCAUAAGGAUGUCGGCGAGGUUACAGAUGACACAUUGAAGCGGAUGGAAUCCCUUCUACAGAUGCCAGAGGUUGUCGGUCUUGGAGAGGUUGGCAUUGACCACACAGUGUCACCAGAAUUCUGGGGGAGCCAACUUAGGAUCCUUAACAUUGCUUUGAGCUUUCUUCACGACAUGCAUGUUUUGAUCAUCCAUUGUAGAAGCAUGGUGCGUACAGGCGAUACCAGUGAAGCCUACAUGACUUUACUGUUUCAUCUUCAGCCCAGGGUUCGAAAGGAACAAAACAUCCAUCUUCAUUGUUUUACUGGCUCGGAGAGCAUGGUCAAAGAGUGGACGUCGGUCUUCCCGAACACCUACUUUGGUUUUACCAGAUUAGUUGACCGGUUCGAUGAAGCUCAGCUAAGGGGAUUAAGAGCUGUACAAGAUAGCAGAAUCCUUCUUGAGACAGAUGCUCCAUACUUCCAGUUCUCCGGGGGUAACAGUAAGCCGAAGUUUCGACAUGGAACAAGAUAUUCCGCUCCCAUAUUAAUUGGCAUGACUGCUGCUGUAGUUGCUGAGGGGCGACAAAAAGACCAGGUGGUAUUACUUCGCAGGACUGUGGCUAACGCCAGGGUUUUGUAUGGAG
Molecule: messenger RNA, 979 nt
Organism: Ruditapes philippinarum (Manila clam)
Lineage: Eukaryota; Metazoa; Mollusca; Bivalvia; Venerida; Veneridae
Product: 3'-5' ssDNA/RNA exonuclease TatD-like
Exons: 1
Molecular function (GO): hydrolase activity, acting on ester bonds
Source: RefSeq, a predicted model, not a curated record